AUGGAGAACCUCUUGCCACCCAUCAUCGAUAUUGAGAUGCACAACGGCGACGUCCCUCCUUUCAAUUGGCCAGAUCGCGACGUUCCCGACGACAUUAUCUUCUUGACCUUCAUUGCUCUCACGAACAUGCGAGAUGCGAAGCACUCGCUCUUGUCCGCUUCACAAGUCUGUCGUCGCUGGAGGCUUAUCGCCUCAUACUCAGCAAGGCUUUGGUCCAAGGUGGACCUCUCAGACCUCAAGAUUGCCUCACAGUACGUUGUCCGUGCAAGAGAUGCGCCCAUCACAAUUAUGCUCCGAAGAGAUAAAGUCGCCGACGUACCCCAAGGCCUCCCAACGUUUCUCUCCACUUACCUGAAUUUCGCACAGGUCGUCGAGAUAGUCUUGGAACUGCCUUACAGCGUUAUGGCGCAAGUGCUACCCUUCUUGAACUGUCCGCUUCCCGCGUUGAAGACUCUGACCUUGGCACUCACCGGAGGGAGCGAUGAAGAGAACGAAGCCGAGCCUUACGCUCUUGAAGCUCGCCUGGGAAUGUGUUCGAAUUUGAGGACCCUCGAGCUGACCCGCAUCAUCGUGCGUUCUCUCUCAUGUGAUACUCAGGUGCGGGCAAUUCGCUGGGUGGACCAAUUCUAUGGCUGGGCCGACAACAUGCUUACAAUGGAUCAGUUUCUCGAAGUAUUGAGAAAAUGUCCUUUCCUUGACACACUCUAUCUGCAGGAUGCAGGUCCGUGGCUCGACAUAGAAGAUCCAGAAUAUCCCCAACUUCCUCCCAUCAACCUCCCCAAUGUGCGAAUGGUUGAGCUCCGCCUGGGUCCUGGCCACAUGAAAUACCUCUUGUCGUACAUCGUGAUUCCUGAGGAAGCUAAAGUUACUUGUUAUACCUGCUUGGGCGAUGAGGAAGACUUCGAGUACAUGCUGCCAAAGGACAUGAGUAACAUUCGCAUGACACAGUGCGCGGACACUGCUGUUUUCACCAACUACGAGGAGGAAACAACCCUGUAUCUUCGGCUUUACUCUCAGCGAGGUGCAAGCCAGGGCUCGACGGCACCAGUGGGGCGGUUCGAUCUCAAUUUAGCCUGCGGUACCGAAGAUGAGGAUGCCAUUCCGGAAUAUCUUCAUCCCAAAGCCAUCAGUACUAUCACUCUGAUACCCAGUGUCUUCCCUGGGAUUAGAGAUAUCACUGUCCGGUGCGAUCUCGUCGAGAUUGGUGCCUCUCAAUGGCAAUCUAUCCUCGAGACCUUCGGCAAUGUCACUACUAUUCGACUUACCAAUAUUCGGAAGGGUUUCGAGUCCGAAAGUGCCGAUAGACCCUACCUUUUCGAAGCCCUCCUUUCCUCAUCUGGAAGAGGCUAUAUUUGCCCAAAGCUCCGAGAAAUCGAAUUGUACGAUCUACGCAUCACCGACGAAUUCAUUCACGUCGCGUCUCAAGCCUUGCUACAACGACAGAAGAUGGGUCUGCAGUUACGGUGGCUCUUGUUCUAUGUUCGUGAAGCUGAAUGGGAUAUUGCGCAAAAGUUCUUGCAGUCUACCGUUCAAGACUUCAUUACAAGACCUUCCGUGCCCGCCGAAGAGGAACAAUGGUGGGGCCAGAGGGACGUGGAAUCGCGUGGCUUGCAGUAGGACCUCCGAAUGACGUGCUCUGACAGAUAUCUGGUCGUUCGUUCUCCUCUUAUAGCUAAUCCUGAGUUUGAUACCCGGGAUUUGCCAGCCUAUAUCCGAACCUUUAUACCAGCCAUCUGUUGAUACUCAGGCUCAUUUCUUCUAUUCGUACUUCUAUGCGUAGCUAUGUCAUAGUAUGUGUUUGUUUAGUAUGCCCCAUGACUUUCAGAUAUGUUUUUUCUCCUUACUCGCCUCGACGUGGACUCGUUCACCGACAGCCAAUAAGUAUUAUCCCUGUGUAUCGCAGGAGAAGUCAAAAUGGUGGAGGUAAAUAGCGUCAACCGCUGGAAAGCCCUAACCAGA
Messenger RNA from Somion occarium, 1959 nucleotides. NCBI's taxonomy places the organism in Eukaryota, Fungi, Basidiomycota, Agaricomycetes, Polyporales, Cerrenaceae. The record is from the annotation of a GenBank genome assembly.